This is a messenger RNA of Pisolithus orientalis, 1311 nucleotides long. RefSeq names its product amino acid transporter. NCBI's taxonomy places the organism in Eukaryota, Fungi, Basidiomycota, Agaricomycetes, Boletales, Pisolithaceae. Gene Ontology annotation, biological process: transmembrane transport. The transcript is spliced from 11 exons. Gene Ontology annotation, cellular component: membrane. The coding region runs from base 1 to 1311 and encodes 436 amino acids. The record is from RefSeq and is a predicted model, not a curated record. Gene Ontology annotation, molecular function: transmembrane transporter activity.
AUGUCCCACCGCGUCGAAAACCCCCUAGUCGCCAUAGCUGAGAGUCAGACGAAAGAUGACGCCCAAAUCUCUGAUCAACGUCUGCUCGACCUUGGGUACAGGCCUGAGUUUCGACGAGAAAUGUCGCUCUUCGGAGUGUUGGGAAUGUCAUUUUGUAAUGUCGGUAUUCUAACGGGUAUGAGCAGCGCCUUCCAAACAAGAUUGUUCUCUGGUGGACCACUUGGCCUAUUCUGGGGAUGGAAUAUAUGUUGCCUCUUCAUGUUUCUGGUCGCACUCAGCUUUGCCGAGAUUUGCAGCUCGUAUCCGACUAUGGGCGGACUCUACUUUUGGGUUCACAAGAUGAAACCAGACUCUCCUAUGCUCGGCUUUUGUACCGGGUGGAUCUAUUCCAUUGCGAUGGUCUUCACAGGAACCUCUGGAAGUCUGAGCGUUGCGUUGUGUAUUGCAUCGAUGGCGGAAGUUGGCUCCGGAAGGACUUUGACGAGGGUGGAAAUCGCAGCAAUAGCCUGGGGAAUCAACAUCUUGUCAGGCAUCAUAAAUACCGUAGGAACGAAAGCGGUUGGUCGCAUGAGUUCGUUCAACAUCUGGUGGACGUUAGGAGGCACUUUUGUCCUGGUUGUCACACUGUUAGUCAAAUCGCCGGUCAAGGUAAUUUUCACUGGUUGGGAGUCUCGCGGCUUCGUCGUGCUUCUCGGAUUUCUUCAGGCGGUCUACACCCUUGAGGGGUGUGAAACUGCUGCCCAGGUAGCAGAGGAAGCGAAACGCGCCGAGCUCCUUGCGCCGCUGGCAGUUGUCGGGAGUAUUGUCGGGUCCUGGUUGGUGGGCCUUGCUUACAUGCUAGCGAAUGUACAAGCAACUACUUGUGCAAUCCCCAUUGUGCAGCUCUUUUAUGAUGCCGUGGGUACGAAACUCACAGUCAUGUGCCUGGUUGUGGUUGGGUUAGCUCAACUCAUGGCCUCGGGUGUUUGGGUGUCUGUUCUUGUUGGUUGCAUCAUUUCUUGCGCCUACAUUGGUUCUGCAGUUGCUUUCAAUGCCAUCCUAUCCUCCGCUGCCGCAGCCGUGAUGCCCAGCUACUUGCAACCCAUUACCAUCCGAGUAUUUUGGCCAGACUCACUUACCGAACCCGGGCCAUUUAGAUUAGGCAAGUGGUCGUGGGUCAUUAACCUUUUUAGCUUUUUGGUAGGGUCUCGAUGCUGCGUGUCCUUCGUACUACACUCACAUUUUAUUGUCAUUGUUACUGUUAAUUGGGUGUCCUGGGGGCGUCGUAGUUUUUCGGGACCAGUACGAACGUAUAUGUUAGAGAGGCUAUAA